CACGACGUUCGACAACUACCUCAAUAGGAAGCUAAAAAAAACCGGGAAAAUAGAACUGGAACUAAAGGACUUAUUCUCCAGAUUCACCGCGCAAGUAGUAGCUGGCGCUGGCUUUGGCGUGGAUGGAUUUUGCUUUGACGAUGACAAAGAGAAGGAGUCUUUUUACACGAUGGGCAAGUCCUUCCUCGAGCCGACCGUUUGGAACAAUCUUGUGUUCACCCUUACGUUCUUCGUGCCAAUGCUUGGCAAAAUCUUGAGAGCGAGAUUCUUACCGAAGAAGGCCGACGAUUUUUUUAGAAAUCUGGUUUCGGACGUUAUGGAGCAAAGAAGAAAGGAGACGACAUCUAGAAACGACUUCCUCCAGCUAAUGGCUAAUCUGGAACGGACGGAAGGUGAUACGUUUGAUCUAGAUGUUCUCGCGUCCCACGCGGUGUCAUUCUUCAUUGACGGCUACGAGACUUCCAGCGUCGUUUUAAACUUCAUCGGCUUCAAUUUGGCCACUCAUCCAAAAGUACAGGAGAAAUUACGUGAGGAGGUGAUGUCGGUGCUUAACAAACACGAUGGUGUAAUCACAUACGAAGCCUUGAAAGAAAUGACGUACAUGGAUCAGGUGAUAAACGAAUCGCAAAGGAUCGUACCCUCGUUAGGAGUCCUGAACAAGAUUUGCACGAAGAAUACUGAGUUGAAAGGAUCUGACGGACUUGUUUACCGCGUGGAACGCGGAACGCCCAUCGUAAUACCCGUUAGCGGCCUGCAUGCAGACCCAGAAUUAUGGGAGAAUCCCGAAAAGUUCGAUCCCGAUAGAUUCGGUCCGGACAGAAAGAACAGCAUCGAGAAAUUCGCCUUUCUUCCGUUCGGCGAAGGACCGCGAAUGUGCGUGGGAAUGAGAAUGGGUCUGCUGCAGGUAAAAGCGU
This is a messenger RNA of Wasmannia auropunctata (little fire ant), 914 nucleotides long. Its product is annotated as probable cytochrome P450 6a13. The annotation marks the transcript as partial. Gene Ontology annotation, molecular function: iron ion binding; heme binding; oxidoreductase activity, acting on paired donors, with incorporation or reduction of molecular oxygen. The transcript has a single exon. The record is from RefSeq and is a predicted model, not a curated record. NCBI's taxonomy places the organism in Eukaryota, Metazoa, Arthropoda, Insecta, Hymenoptera, Formicidae.